GUUAAAAUGAGAAUAAAUUUAAUGGUUGGUCAAGAUGUAAUUUGAUCGGAUUAGUUGAUUGACAGUUACUAUGAGUUAAAACAAAGUAAAUUCAAUGUUGAUAUACAUUUAAAAAGAAGAACAAGAGGACGAAGAAGAAGAAAUCUAUGUAAUUAUAUGAAAAUGCAAUCAAAAUUAAUCUAUGAAAUCGUUGAAAAUGAUAACAAUAAUGAAGCUCAAUUAAAUUUAUUAAAUUGUUCUGAUGAACUUACUGAAGUAUUGAACUCAUCAGAAUGUAUACAAAAAGAUAUAUCUACUAAAACCUCACAUAAUAAUGGAAAUAAUGAAAACCGAAUAAAGUAUAAAACAAAUCAACCAUUAAAGAAUAAGGAAGAAAUUAGAAGCUUUUUUAUAUCUAACCAAUUAUGGAUUGUUACUUUAUUAAUUCUAAUUAUCGUGAUUGUUAUUGCAUCAUUAUCUGUUUGGUUUGGAAUUACAUAUUAUAAAUCCAAAUUAUCUGGUAUAGAUAUUAUUGAAGUACCCGGUGGUAGUCAAGCGAUAUCUUCCACGACAAAUAAAACGAUCAAUAAAAUAUGUUUGGAACCAAUUGAAUCAGGUCCAUGCAGAGCUUCCAUCGAAAUGUUUGCUUUUAGUGUAGACCAAUGGAGAUGUAUCAAAUUCAUUUAUGGUGGAUGUCACGGGAAUUCCAACCUGUUUGCUAGCAUAGAAGAGUGUGAAGCUGUAUGCCAUUAAGUCACUUAUUAUUAUUUCAACAAAUAUGUUUCAAGUUAUAUAAUUCACUGUUUAAUUUCCUUUGGUUUUGUAGAUUACAAUAUAUUUCUUUCAUGAUG
Molecule: messenger RNA, 830 nt
Organism: Schistosoma spindalis
Lineage: Eukaryota; Metazoa; Platyhelminthes; Trematoda; Strigeidida; Schistosomatidae
Source: the annotation of a GenBank genome assembly